Messenger RNA from Annulohypoxylon truncatum, 2943 nucleotides. RefSeq lists its product as uncharacterized. Gene Ontology annotation, molecular function: protein binding. The transcript has 2 exons. The record is from RefSeq and is a predicted model, not a curated record. Lineage: Eukaryota; Fungi; Ascomycota; Sordariomycetes; Xylariales; Hypoxylaceae. The coding region runs from base 661 to 2658 and encodes 665 amino acids.
CCUCGGAAUGUCUCGAUGCUGGCGGAGAGUUGACGAUACUGAGUAGUACGGUAAUUUCCACUUAUCCGGUACCUUGGGUGCCAUGCGGAUGCAUAUUUCCCCAUCCAUACCUAUACAUUACGUAGGUACCUGGCUAAGUACCUAAAUGUCACAAGGGUAUCCCAACUAGUAGCCUACGCUAUCCCUGCUUUAAGUCAACUAAGCCGAUCUACAUACCUAGUACCUAGUGUAGAUAUCGUCUCGCCAAAUACCCAAGAGCCUCAUUUCGUCCUCACUGAAGCCCGAUGACCCGCUGCUUUUCCGCUAUUCUAUGGAAUUGUUCGCAAUGAUGAGACCUGAACAAGGCUGCUCGUGUAGCAUUCCGCUUGCACAGCCUACCUUAUUAGUACCUUGGAGAUAUGAAAGUAGUACCGAUAUGCUAACGCAUGGAACUUCUAGAGCCUUACUACUUAAUCACAACCCCGGAUGAGCCUCAACCCAGAGAUCGGCAACGCCGCCAAUAAGUAUCUCUCCAGCUCCCCGGGGGUCCUGGCAUAAGCUGUCUGUCUAGUUUUUGGCCUCGACUCCUUCCUUUAAAGCACGUACGUUAUGUCCAAUCAGUGGCUUCAACUCCUACCGCGUUGAAUCGAUAGGAUUAGUGCAUAGGUUCAACCGAGAUCGAUGUGGGCAUCGAAGAGCAUAGUGGUCACGCCACAAAGGACAUCUGGAUUACAGCGGUUGCCCUAUGAAAUAAUGGCGUAUAUUGUGAAGUACCUAGACCUUGAGGAUAUCUUUAUUUUAUCGUUAUGCAGCCGUCACUUUCAGUACUUAGUAAGAGAAGAGAGGUUUUGUAAAACCCUCAUCAAUAUGAAAGCCUCUCAUACAAUUGAAGCAGAUGAGGCACGGAGGAGUGGUCAGUUCGCACGAGCUCUACGGCGGGUUGCAAAGAGGCGCCAAGCUCUCUCCCAAGCAUCACCGUAUGUUGUAGGAAUCGUAGGCGUCGCCGACACUUAUGAAUAUAUUCGCGGAAUACUUUGCUAUAUCAUCGAGUCACGGCCUCAGCGGUGGCUACGAAUUCUUGACCUGCACGGUUCGGCAAGUCAUGAAAUUGUCGUAGAUAUUCCAGCCCUAAUCCGCGAGGCCGUGCCGAGGUCAGCGAAAAGCCGUAAAUAUAAGUUUCGGGUCUUAUAUCAUUCGAAUGGUAUUACGUCGUGUUUGUUUUCAUUCGCGCUACCAACAACGGAAAACUGGUUAUUGAUCUUUCAAGCCGAAGAGAAGAAAAUCGUGUCCCAAUUUCGGCUUGAUUCUACGGCUAAGAUAUUUGUGCGAAAUAAUAAGGAAUUUCUAUAUUUUGGGACACACUCAGAAGAAGGCGCAGAUGGGUUUAAAUAUUGGGUCCUCACUGGAUUUCGCAUAGAGGAUCGCUUCUGGUUCCCUCGAAAAAUGCAUUUAACGAGUGUAGUCGGGUAUGACAUUGGCACCACGGUUUGUUUCGAAAUCAUAGACAAUUAUUUCUAUGGACUAUCGAAUCAGACAGACUUCGAGUUCAGGGAGACCGAUUGGAUUUCAUAUUACCACUGCUUUCGCUUCCCCCUGCACGACCCAGAUCGUAAUAAUAUCCAAAUCAUGCAGAAGAACAAAAGUUGGAGGAGAAAGCAUGCCGAAGGACCUAUCGACGAUCGGUGGGGGUUUCUCAAGCUAGAGAAAGAAGAGGCUUCUGGCAAGAUCAAUAUCAUCGAGUCUAGGAAGGAAUGGCUGGCCGGAAAGAGUGGCAGUCGACGAACUUAUUACAUCACUAAGGUGCUUUUCGACAGUCCGGAGUCAGCUGGUGAAGAAAAUCACACAGCCAUCGGAGCUAGUAGAGCAUCUAACAGAGGCGUUAGGGUUGGAAACAACCCAGUUGACUCGGAUGUACCGGUUCGAGAACCCGAAAACGUUCAUCCAGGAGAUGAUAGUUCUACGACGCCAGCGUUCACGCGUAGCCAGACACAUCUACGCUCUUACCAACGAUGUUCUAAUACGUAUUUAGAUUUGGUUGAUGAUAAUUCCGGCGGGUCGACCGGUCGACACCUACGCCUAAGAACUGGGCAUAGGAAACCGAAACAACAACCCCUGGGAACGCUGUUGGCAUCGAACGAGAACAUAGAUUUUGACGAAUAUAUGAAGCAGUGCUAUCACCCUAACGAGAUAUAUUUCUGGCCACCGGAACAAGAUCAGAAUCAGCAAUUGUUAGAUAAAAUUUACAAAGUACUAAACCCGCCCGGUUACCUAGGUAGUAUCACUGCCUUCAGCGAUGAACGUUCGUUAGUCUAUGGCACUGGGGAAGACGCAGACGGGCCGAAGGUUUUGAUCUAUGUCAGCUUCGAUCCGGCGGCCAGGCUAUCCGGCAUGUUGCGUGAGGGGUACAUACUAUCAAGCCAACAUAAUGAGAUGGCCAGUCAAAGUUAUAGCUUAGCUGCACAAGCUAGUGGAACCACGAAACGCUUCGAGGAUAUCAUAGCCGAAGACACAGGCAAAGGCAAAGGCAAGGUCAUUGGUGACGGUCCUUUACCCUCCUAUAUUUCAAAUCCUCCGGACCCGGAGCCAGUGAGCGCAGACUGCAAGCCAUGGGCUUGGCUCGAAAAAGCCAUGCAUCGGGAUCCGGGUUUCACAGGGACACUUUUCACAUUUGCACACUGAAAAGUAACGGAUCAAGAUGCAAGUGAGAUGGCACCUUUUUCCUAUUCACGUACUGUUCUCGUCCUAGGUUACAUUUCGUGCAAUUAAGCCCCUUCCCUGCAAGUACCUAGGCUAUGCAAAACGAAAGCAGUUAUGAAUUGGCGAAAAGGGGUUCUAGACCGGUAGGUAACUUGGGACAUCCGUCUCUUCAUAUACCUAUAGGUUUUACAAUAACUUACCGGCUAGGAUAAUUAGCACCCCUUAUGCGUGUAAAUAAUCCUUCAAAAAUACUUUGAUGUUGUUGAG